Messenger RNA from Perkinsus marinus ATCC 50983, 1085 nucleotides. RefSeq lists its product as hypothetical. The record is from RefSeq and is a predicted model, not a curated record. Gene Ontology annotation, biological process: rRNA methylation. The transcript has 2 exons. Bases 6 to 1085 code for a protein of 359 amino acids. Gene Ontology annotation, molecular function: rRNA (adenine-N6-)-methyltransferase activity; zinc ion binding; nucleic acid binding. Gene Ontology annotation, cellular component: cytoplasm; nucleolus. NCBI's taxonomy places the organism in Eukaryota, Perkinsozoa, Perkinsida, Perkinsidae.
CUCCCAUGGCCGGUGGGUUCUCCCAUACAGAGCGUCGGACUAUCAACAAGCUGAUCCUCGAUGAGGACCAGCAGGCCAGCGGGAUCGCGAGGCCCCAGUGUGAGCAUGGGCCUGCUAUGAGGUUUCGACGAGUGACCAAAGAUGUCGAUGGACACGUCGUAUCCUCUAGAGACUUCUAUGCAUGCAGUGCUAUACGCGACCGCAAAAUAUGCCCGUUGUUCGUGUGGGUAGAUGAGCACGAGAAACGACACGCUGGCGACCACCACUCGAUAAAGCGACCCAGACGUGGUGAUGAGCCUGGUCGGGAGUAUAAGAAAACUGACAACAAGGCUAAUGCACAGUACUUCUUCUCUGAGGAGGCAGUCGGUGUGAUACGAGAAUACACUGCCAAGCAUGACUACCACCGAGUCCUCUGUCUGGGCACCCCAGUGAUUCACCAACGCCUUCAAGGCGAUCUGGACUCGUUCCUACUAGAUAUGGAUCCAGUAGUGGUCAAGAAGGCCGCAGACUCGGGAGCUCGGUUCAACAUGAUCAAUGGCUUUUUCUUCGACUCUGAGGGCAGGGAACGAUUCGACGGUUGGCUUGCGAAGGGGCCCGUCGAUGUGGUGGUAGUUGAUCCUCCGUUCCAGCCUGAGUUGAUUCCAGCUAUAUGGAAGUGUGUUAGAGAAGUGCUCAUUGGCUCAGAUGCGUUCGCCAAUGUUGAUGUUGUGUUUGCUUUCCCAUACUUCUCACGGGAAGCAUUGAUGGGCUCUAAGGAGUCCCCCGAGCUGGUUAUGAAUGAUUACCGAGUCGACUACGCCAACCAUAAGACGUACAAGGCUGAUAAGAGUCCGGUUAGGCUCUUUACUCGCUUCCAUGAGCUCACUGAUUUACCCACUGAAUCGUAUAGAGUCUGUGAGAAGUGUGAUGGGCGAUGGGUUCACAAGGCUAAUGCUCACUGUGAUAAAUGUGGGGCCUGUACGACCAUACACGGUAAUAAGCCUUGGUCUCACUGCCUGGCUUGCAAGAAGUGUACUAAGCCUGAGUUGAAGCACUGUAGUGAAUGCCAACGAUGUCUGCCAGUUGGGCACACUUGUAGGUCCUAG